Paraglomus occultum is the source of this 225-nucleotide messenger RNA. NCBI's taxonomy places the organism in Eukaryota, Fungi, Glomeromycota, Glomeromycetes, Paraglomerales, Paraglomeraceae. The record is from the annotation of a GenBank genome assembly.
AUGACGGCUUAUGCGCAAUCCCCCCAGAGCACGGGCUUCAAUGUUCUCUCUGAUUCUCCAUGCUACCCUGAUGGUCCGGGAGCAGGCAGUCCUAUUACCAUAUCUGCAGGUAGUAGGGGCGUAAUCGCAUGUCAAGUAUCCAGUUCUGGCGUCCUUUGGGACUAUUUCAUUGACUGGGGUUGUUAUAUUAACGACAAUCCCGUCGAUACCUGCGGCACAAGCGGU